AUGAUCCUGUGCAGACUGCAGCCCUCUGCGCCCUCUGCGCGCUCAGCCUGGCGCACACGGGCCUCCCUCCAGCAGCAGCAGCAGUGUUGGUCCUCCUCUGCUCCUCCUCAGCCGGUGCCUCCUCUCUCCCUGACGCUGCAGAGAUACCUCCAGGCCUUGGAGCCUCUGCUGCCUCCGGACGAGCUGAGCCACAGCCGCCGCAUGGUGCAGGAGUUUGGGCGUCCUGGAGGCCUGGGCUCCCGGCUGCAGAAGGGGCUGGAGAUCAGGGCCCGGCACACCAGGAACUGGAUCACAGACUGGUGGGUGCAGUGGGCGUAUCUGGAGAACAGGGAGCCUCUGGCGGUGCACUCAAACCCGGCCAUCUCUCUCCCUCGACGGGACUUCAACGACUGGAGGAGCCAGCUGGUGUUUGCGUCCAAACUCAUCGCUGCGGUGCUGGACUUCAAAGCCAUGGUGGACAGGGGCCAGUUGCCGGUGGAGCAGCUGCGUGGCCAAAGUCUGUGUAUGGAGCUGUAUCCGCUCAUGUUCUCCUCGUGUCGGAUCCCGGGCCCAAAACACGACUCUGUGGCUCACUACGGACGCUCCCGACGGACCCCCACCCACAUCACCGUGGUCCGCAACUACCAGUUCUUUCAGCUGGAGGUUUACAACAGCGACGGCUCCAGGAUGACCGAGUCUCAGAUCCACGCCCAGCUCCUGCGGAUCCGCUCCCAGUCCUGGAAAACCGACAAGGAGCCGAUGGGAAUAUUAACCAGCGAGCACCGGCACACGUGGGGAGCCGCCUACAACCGGCUGCUCAGAGACAAGAUCAACAGAGAGUCUGUGCGAGCGAUCGAGACCGGACUGUUCUCUCUGUGUCUGGACUCUCCGGUCAUGAGGAUCUCAGACGAAAAAUACGCCAGUCGUAAAGCUGCUCAGGUGCUUCAUGGAGGUGGGACUUUUUCAAACAGCGGAAAUCGAUGGUUUGAUAAAACUCUUCAGUUUGUGGUUGGUGAAGAUGGGUCGUGGGGGCUGCUGUAUGAACAGGCCACAGCAGAGGGCCCCCCGGUGGCCAAUCUGCUGCAUCACGUCCUGGAGUACUGUGAGAAGCCAGACCCAAAGAGAGCUCCUCUGGUGCCGCUGCCCAUGCCCAAAAAACUGUAUUUCUACAUCGAUCGGGAAAUCAAGAGGGACAUCGAGCUCGCCAAGCAAAACCUGGACAUACUGAUAAAUGACCUGGAUGUGAACGUCUUUAACUUUAAGAGGUUUGGGAAAGAGCUGCCGAAGAGAAACAAGAUGAGUCCAAACGCCUUCAUCCAGGUGGCGCUGCAGCUCUCCUACUACAGAGUCCACAGUGAGGUGUGUGCGUCCUGUGACAUGGCGUCCCAGAGGAUGUUCAGAGGAGGUCUGACCGAGUACAUCCGCUCGCCGACCAAAGAGGCGCUGGCCUUUGUGCUGGCCUUCGACGACCCCUCUGUGUCGAGAGAAGUGAAGCUGCAGUUAUUCCGAGAGGCGGUGGAGGCCUACGUCGCUCUGACUGAUCUGGCGUUGAAAGGACACGGUGUGGACCGCCACCUGCUGGGUCUGAAGCUGCAGGCCAUAGAGCAGGGCCUGAGCAUCCCCAAGGUCUUCAUGGACACGGCCUACGGACUGGCCACGCACUGGAAGCUGCGCACGGGACAGGUUCCCGCCAACACCGACAGCGUGAUGUGUUUCGGGCCGCUGGUUCCGGACGGUUACGCCGUCUGUUACAACCCUCAGGCCGACCACGUGCACUUCUCCAUCACCGCCUUCAACUGCUGCGAGGAGACCAACGCCGAGACCAUGGCCGCCACCGUGAACGCCACGCUGUGCGAGCUGCAGGAGAUGGUGGAACCCGGACCCUGA
This is a messenger RNA of Knipowitschia caucasica, 1866 nucleotides long. Lineage: Eukaryota; Metazoa; Chordata; Actinopteri; Gobiiformes; Gobiidae. The record is from the annotation of a GenBank genome assembly.